AUUGGAUAUUGAAGGUACGAAUGUUAUGGUAAUACAAGCGAGGUGUUAUGAAUCUAAAUGAUUUGUAAACCACCAUUUGGUAGCAGCACGGACAGACGACGAAUUAACGUCCACCCAAGAUGGAUGAAAGAAAUCUUGUCCACUGACAUUGGUCCGGGUUCUUAUGAAUGUAAUGAAUCGUGUACACGGAAAAGAAACACCAUAAACACUUCCAGUUUAAAAAAUAAUAUAUCAGGCUGGAAAAGGGAGUAUGAGGUGCAGCGUAAUGCCACCAUACCGAAUCUAUUCAGUCGAAAUCUAAAACUAUCAAAGGAAUCUCAGCAAAGAAAUCUUGGACCUGGUCGGUAUAACCUACCAAGAGAAAUUCAGACGAAGGGAACCUCAGAAUCUAUAGGACCCAUAAAUACAACUGCGGAUCGCUUUUCGGAACUCAGAGGAAAUGAUACUCCAGGAGUGGGUACUUAUGGAAUGAAAGGUGAUCCAUAUCUUUAUAAAGAAUUAAUGGACGCGAAACACAAAUCAUGUUGCACAAAAGGCUUAUUAGAAUGUGGUGGGGAUGGAAGUCGUUCUUUACCGUUGACAGGGUGUAAUGUUGCACCAGGUACCUACGAAAUCAGUGGUUCGGUACAGAAACUACUGGAUAAAAAAACCGGGAAACGCGGACCUUAUGAUUUGAUGACUGGACCGAGAAGCUUUACUUAUACUUCUGAAUACCCAGAACCAGGAACCUAUUCAUUAACAUCAUUUACAUCCAAUCUUUUGCGACCAGAAAAAAAGUAUACAGGGAUGUUUCGUAGACUUGUUGUUGACCAAAGAAAAAUGGAUCAUUGCUAUUCUGCUAGGAUGCAAAACGACCUCGUAAAAUCUAAGAUAGGACCAGGAUAUUAUGAUCCCAAAUAUCUAGAUGACAAGGAUAAAAGCUUUAAUCAUCAAGCUCCUCCAUUUUUGUCCAGCGCCCCUCGUAAUUCACACUCAAUAUUUACCAGUAGACAGAGUCCAGUUGGUCCUGGACGUUACAAUUCAGAAAAUUAUGAUCGGUCACGGUGUGUAUGGGGUGCUAUGUGUUCAUUUGACUCUACUUCAUCAGCACGUUUAAGUCUAAAAGAAGCUUCAAAAUUAAGAGAGAGAUUACGUCCACUCAAUGUAACAUUUCAUGAAAAGUCACUCAUCAAAAACAACAACAGGCCACGUGCUAUUCCACUGAUUGCUUAAUUGUCAAAGCUACAAAUGGAAGUAACACACAUUUUAAAUUGUUAUAUUACAUACUGCACUGUUUUCAUCAACAUAAAAUAAAUAAAUAAACGAAUCAUAUUCCGAAAAUCAUUGCAGAAAAUAUGCUUAUAUUUAAUCAUUGUAAUGAUCAUUUUUAUACUUGUAGAUUAUACACCGAUAAUCACGUUUCAUAGUAAUAACUUUAGUUCAUUGUUUACUGUUAUUAUUAUUAUUAUACAUGAUAACCAUGACAGUCUGAAAUAAAUCACAACAUACUUUAGUUGCUUCAUUUAUUAUUGGUGACUUCAUGAAUAAUGUGUUUUCACCCAGCCUCUUUUGAAUGCUCGAAUGAGCAUUCUUGACCACAUAUAUAUUUGAUUUAGACUUUUAAAGUUUUCCAAACAUGUUUAUCUAAUUUUCAUGGGUGUUUACAUCAUAUUGAAAUAAAUUUUAUUGAACGUUU
Schistosoma margrebowiei is the source of this 1675-nucleotide messenger RNA. The record is from the annotation of a GenBank genome assembly. Lineage: Eukaryota; Metazoa; Platyhelminthes; Trematoda; Strigeidida; Schistosomatidae.